Messenger RNA from Schistocerca piceifrons (Central American locust), 237 nucleotides. It is a transcript of the gene edl, whose product is annotated as transcription factor ETV7. The annotation marks the transcript as partial. NCBI's taxonomy places the organism in Eukaryota, Metazoa, Arthropoda, Insecta, Orthoptera, Acrididae. Gene Ontology annotation, molecular function: sequence-specific DNA binding. The transcript has 2 exons. The record is from RefSeq and is a predicted model, not a curated record.
CCAUUUCUUCCAAAAGACCCGCGCAGCUGGUCGCGGGAGCACGUGUCGCUGUGGCUGCAGCAGAUGCAGGCGCAGCACGGCCUGCCGCAUGUGGCUGCGGACCGCUUCCUGAUGAACGGCAAGGCGCUCUGCCUCAUGACCGUCGACAUGUUCCUCGGCCGCGUGCCGCUGGGCGGCAAGCUGCUCUACAAGGAUUUCCAGCUGCGCCUCGGCCGCGCCAUGCACUCCUGCAGCUGA